AUGUACGGUUCCCCGUCUGGAGAAGCUGUUGUGGACGAAACUGAUGACGGUGACGUCACGACAACCCGAGAUCCACUUGAUGGACACAUAUCGCCUGUGAUAUGCAAAGAUGGCAUUAUUAAUAAUCUCGAAGGACUCUUGAAUUAUAUUGCAUCUGGCUGGAAAUAUCAUGUUUCGAAUACAGAUGGUGUAAAGCAAGCUUGGUCCAAAUUCGACAAUGUUACCAACAAAAUAUGCAGCUUCAUGUCAGGUGAGCUCCUAAUACACCAAAGGACUUCAUUAGUGCUCCCUCUCCCUUUUAUGUUGAUUGCCCUUUGGGCUGGGUUUUUUCCCAGGCUCCUCUGCGUAAUGUGCUCGCCAGCACGUUUCACCCUCAUAUUUGAACAGCUUCUUCUCUAA
Molecule: messenger RNA, 399 nt
Organism: Haemonchus placei
Lineage: Eukaryota; Metazoa; Nematoda; Chromadorea; Rhabditida; Trichostrongylidae
Source: the annotation of a GenBank genome assembly